Messenger RNA from Leucoraja erinaceus (little skate), 9560 nucleotides. RefSeq names its product thyroid hormone receptor beta (gene thrb). The coding region runs from base 1717 to 2826 and encodes 369 amino acids. The transcript is spliced from 10 exons. Gene Ontology annotation, molecular function: zinc ion binding; nuclear receptor activity; RNA polymerase II cis-regulatory region sequence-specific DNA binding. The record is from RefSeq and is a predicted model, not a curated record. Gene Ontology annotation, biological process: cell differentiation; thyroid hormone receptor signaling pathway; positive regulation of transcription by RNA polymerase II. NCBI's taxonomy places the organism in Eukaryota, Metazoa, Chordata, Chondrichthyes, Rajiformes, Rajidae.
CUAGCCGCCAGGGUGAGAUCUUGCAGUCGGGGUCGGGGUCGGGGUCGGUGCGACUGGUGGGGCGGAGGACGGAGCGCUGUCUUUAAAUGGCGGCCAGGGCUUGCAUGGGUCCGGGAGUAUGUGGCUCUAACUCUGCCCUAGAACAGAGCCUACCCCGCCCGCCCGCCCUGCAGCCCUGCAGCCCUGCAGCCCUGCAGCCGCCAGCCCUGCAGCGUCCCGCACGGGAGAGGCGGGGGGAGCGAGUCCCCGCCUGCCACGGCCGCCGUGGGUUGGCUGAAAUGCGUUACUACAUUGGAGCGCAGGUUCGAUCCCGGGGAGAUACAUUGUGGCCACUGACAGCCCGGCCCGGCCCGGCCCGGCAGCAUCACUGGCUGCAGGGCGCUGAGUCGUUUAUUUUAUUCAAUUAAAAGUAAUUUGGUCGUUGAGGAGGGCUUGUCAACCCCCUCUUGGUUAUAAACAGAGCUCACCCAUCCCGCCCACCAACGCCAAACGUCACUCAUCCCUUCUUUCCAGAGAUGUUGCCUGUCCCGCUGAAUUACUCCAGCAUUUUGUGUCUAUCUUUAGUUUGUGAGAACGUUGGCUUCUUGCAACUUUAGAGUCUGUCCAGUUACGUUACAAGGAUUCUGGUUUUAAAUGCCUUCGCUAAUUUACUACAGCAGCACAUCAGGAUGCGAUGCAAUGCAAUCCCUUCUCGCAGAUCCUUCAGAUAGUACGUUGGUUUUGUUUGGCCUCCGCCGGGGUUUUCGUCCCGUUGCUACUCUGCUUGUUGGCGGGGAGGGAUUGUACAAAGUGUAGCCAGGACUGGCGUUGCGUUCCCAGCGCAUUCCUUCAACUCAACGUGUCAGUUCAGUUGGUCUUCACGUUCCUGGUGUGACGAUUGACGCUUGCUUCGUGUACGGUCGAUAGGUAGAUGCAGCGGAUAGCGCUAUGGGUCGUUGUGCAGAAUACUGAAUAGCCGAGGAAAGAAUCAAUCAGCAGCCGGACGUCCACAAAAAUUGCACUGUGUACAGGCGUUCAACGCCCAGUGUGUCCAUCUGAUUUGAGGUAGUUGAAGCCGAGGAUUUUGCUCUUGGGCAUUUCUGUGGGGAGUCACGGUAUUGUUGUUAAUUCGUUGUUUAUGUUGAAUGACAUUUUGCAGUCUGGUUCGGCAGUAACCACUUUGCCUCAGCUUGUUUGUAUUUGUUGGGGGGAGUUCAGCCCGAGCUCUGCGCGCAGGCGACGUUGCCCACUCCGCGGUGGCAGUAAAUGAUGCCACCAAGUCUCCAGGCGACCGAAACACCCUUCGUUGCUCCUUGUACCUCAAACCCAGACACGCUGGCUGUCAUUGGAUUGCAGGAGAAGUAAUGGCGAAUAAAUCGGUCGGACCGGACAGAGUGACUCUACAUAGUUACGUCUACAUAACUCGGUAAAAGGAUGUUCUGCUUCAAGGGUGGCAAACUCUAAUGCAGUUGUCUCAUUUAAUCACCCAUGCCCAGGAAGGAACUGCAGAUGCUUGUUUAAGCCGAAGAUAGACACAAAGAGCUGGAGUAACUCAGCGGGUCAGGCAGCAUCUUUGGAGAGAAGGAAAGGGUGACGUUUCGGGUCGAGACCCUUCUUCAGACUGAAGGCAUUGGUAUGGACAGCAUGUAACUCCAAUAUACCUCACCCCAAACCAGAUCAAUGGUGGUGUGAUGAAUUCCAGCAACACAAUGACCACUGACCCGUAAUGCCAUCAAUAUGUCAGGUUAUAUUCCAAGUUAUCUGGACAAAGAUGAGCUUUGUGUUGUGUGUGCUGACAAGGCCACAGGAUAUCAUUAUCGUUGCAUCACCUGUGAAGGGUGUAAGGGCUUUUUCAGGAGAACUAUACAGAAAAACCUUCAUCCAACCUACAGUUGUAAACAUGAAGAAAAAUGUAUCAUCGAUAAAGUUACAAGGAAUCAAUGUCAAGAAUGCCGGUUCAAAAAGUGCAUUGCUGUUGGCAUGGCAACUGACUUGGUAUUGGAUGAUGGCAAACGGCUAGCAAAACGUAAACUAAUAGAAGAGAACCGAGAGAAGAGGCGUCGAGAGGAGGUGACAAAAACACUUGUUGAUAAACCUGAGCCAACAGAAGAGGAAUGGGAACUUAUACGAUCAGUGACAGAGGCUCACAUCGCCACCAAUGCACAAGGAGACCAUUGGAAACAGAAACGGAAAUUUCUGCCUGAGGAAAUUGGGCAGACACCAAUAGAGAAUGCACCCGAAGGGAGCAAGGUGGACCUGGAGGCCUUCAGUGAGUUUACAAGAAUUAUCACGCCCGCAAUAACAAGGGUGGUUGAUUUUGCCAAAAAAUUACCAAUAUUCUGUGAGCUGCCAUGUGAAGACCAGAUAAUCCUUCUGAAAGGCUGUUGUAUGGAAAUCAUGUCCCUCAGGGCAGCAGUCCGUUAUGACUCUGAGAGUGAGACUUUAACUUUGAAUGGUGAGAUAGCUGUAAAAAGAGAACAGUUAAAAAACGGAGGCCUUGGGGUUGUAUCUGAUGCAAUCUUUGAUCUGGGAAUAUCAUUGUCUACGUUCAACUUGGACGACAGUGAGGUGGCUCUACUCCAAGCUGUGCUUUUGAUGUCUUCAGAUCGACCUGGCCUUACAAGCAUAGACAAGAUAGAGAAAAUCCAGGAGUCCUUCCUCCUUGCUUUUGAACAUUACAUUAAUUAUCGUAAACACAAUAUUGCCCACUUUUGGCCAAAACUACUGAUGAAGGUGACAGACCUGCGAAUGAUUGGAGCCUGCCAUGCAAGUCGCUUUCUUCAUAUGAAAGUGGAAUGUCCAACAGAACUUUUUCCACCAUUAUUCCUGGAGGUCUUUGAAGAUUAGGAAAUUAAUUUUGAACAGCUGCACUACCUGUCUGUCACUAUCUGUAAACUGCAUUAACACUACUGAGCGACGUUUAAUUACACUUUGCAGAAUACCUUUUUCCAGAAAUGUUGGGAAACAUUCCAUUUAUGCGGGUACUAGUGAUUUUGUGAACGUAGCUUUUUUGUACACAUUUUCACUUAUCAUGUGGACUGAUGUUGUUCAUGUUUGUUUUCAGAUGAGACAAUAUGGUAGUAUAUUGUUUUGUGGUAAGGGAUUCCAAACUCCAGUAUCGUAUCAGUUUUCCCCUGCAUGGAUCUUUGUGGAAUUUGAUAUGACUAAAUGCACGGCAGCUAGAGUAUAGUUGCAGAUAAGUCACUGUUGCCUAAAGCUUAACUGAUUCAAUAUCCUCAGGGAAAUUUCAGACUAACUCUGAAGUGAAAAGUUAAGUCAUGUUCUUUAACUGGAACCAAAAUUCUAAUAUUAAGAAGCUGACUGCUAGAGUCUCUCUCCUCCGCCAACAUCUCUCUCCUCCAUAACACUCUCAUUAUUUAUUUACUGUUUGUGCAAGUACCCAAGGCCGCUAAUUAAGGGAAAUACAGAUGUUGAAGUAUGCUGUGUAGAUUGAACAAACAUGAAUAAACUAGCAUUCUACAACAUUUUGUCCACAUACGAAUAAAGGGUUUGAACAACAUACUAACGUAUUAUCCAACAGCAUUCUCAACCAGGUUGCCAAUUCUAGCAGCACGUCUCGUACAGGUUGUUCCACAACAGUUCCAAUCAGACAAAUUGAAGAAACAGACAGAUUCUAAGCUGAAACAUUCACGUUUUGGCUAUAAAGAUUUAUUUUCAAAGCUCAGAAUUGAGAUAUAUGGGGGAUUGGAAAAGGGCUCACACCUGGCUAUGGCUAUGCUGCAUCUUUCCUGAAAGUAUUUAACAAUGAACAGCAGUAGAAAAACAUCCUUCCCUCAACACCAAAAUCAUUAUUGAGCAAAAAAAAAUGAAAUCAUCAAAUGGCAUGGCCUUAGGUAUUCCGUGAUGUCAAAUGGAAUAGAAUUUGUCUGUAUGUUGCCAACUGAAAGUUGUCUUUCAGGGACUUUUUUUUAUUGGGAAUGUGCCUGUGCAAAAUACACUUCAUACCAAAUAGAUAAACUGAAGUAAUCCUUUUAUUUAGCUUUUAUCCAUUUCUAAUUAUCAUAAACAAUUUCCCACGGCUUGAGAGAGCUCUUAUGUAUAUGGUGCUAAUCAGUUUGCAAGUGGUGCUUUCAUGCCUCCUGUGAGUGGAGCUAUAAACUCUGCAGCUUUAUCUCUUCAAACUGUGGGAAUAAAUAAUAGUAUCAAAAAUGUCAAAUGUUAAAUGCCUUGAUAUUGAGGUUCUUAUAGUGCCAUGUAUAUAGUUCACGUAUCAGGAAUGCAUACUCUUCAAAUACAGUAGUUCUUGAUCAACAUUACUGACAAGGACAUCGGGAUCAUAAGCCUCGUUGAUUUAGUAUUUUUAUGAGACCAUUUUCCCAUAUCCUGCCAGUGAUAUUUUGCUGAUGGAGUGAAGCUUUCAGUACAACUUUCUUUUAUUAUCUGACACGAACAUAUCAAUGGAAAAUUGAAGUUUGGUGCAGAACUUUAAAAAAAAAACAUAGCCAGACUUACAAAAUGAACGGUUGCUUCUGGCACCAUUGAAUCUAAGCUAUUGUGUUUGUGAUUUUUGUUUUCCAUCCUGAAAUAUCUUCUACCUAAAACAAAUCUUACAGCAAGAAACCUACAAUAAAACUUGAUAUCUAAAUGAGAUGAAGAGGGAGAAGUAUGGGGGAGGAUCCUAAGGGGUAAAAGCAUGAAGGGUAUUAAGUAAUUAAGCAGCACUUUUGAGAAAAAUAAAUCUAAGAUUUAAAAAAGCCUUGCCCUCCUAACAGAGCUUGAUUGGAAUAUUGCAUACACUGUGUCAGUUCAUUGUGGUCACGUUGAAUGCCUUUGUAAAAUAAUAGAUAUCAAAUCCAAAUGCCCAAUAGUCAUGACUUAGCUGAACUAAGGUUAAGAAUAUUCAAUGCACAGACAAUCAGGCUGAAAUAAACCAUGUAGGGAGCUAGAACUCUAAUUUUUAUAUGCAAAGUACAUCAACGAGUAUUGAAUGAUAUAACUAAGGAAAACAAGCCACUUUUAUAGAAUCAUACCAGAUGUUUGCACAGUUAAUGAAAUUUAUGAAAUUUCCUUGAUAUUUUUAAUUAAAAUGACCACUUGAAAAAUAGAAUUUAAAAUGAAGCUAAAGUCACCUUUCCAAUCUUAUUACAAUCAUGUUUAAAUGAUAAAUAUGUAAUUGUUAUGUAAAUAUGGCAGUAUGUUUGUACUGUAAUGUCCAUUGUGUAAAGGAAAAUAGCAUUGACAAAAUGUGGCAAAAGAGCCUGAUGUUUGCACUGUAGGAAAAUGGGUUGUGUUCUGUAUAAGAAGCUGUUAAACCUCUACAGAAAUAUUCCAUAGAGUGAAUUUUGCUCUACUCUUUAUAUAUAGAUUUAUAAACUAGUAUUUCUCAUUGUAUAUCUAUUAGAGUCUAUGCUGCCUACAGAGAAAUGGUUCAUGUAUGAGCAGGAAUGUUAUGUGGAAAUAUCGUGCAUUAUUUGCUUGUAGGUUUAAUGUAUGCUCUACUGAUCAAUUUGCUUUCUUGUCAUGUGGUCUUUAAAUGGCUUGUAUGUCCAAUUUGAAUGUUUGUGAUUUUAAAAUUGUAACACUUUUCUAAUACUUAAAUGACAAAAAAUGUGCUGAUGAGGUUUUAGUGAAUCAACAUGAUGACUAAAAUUGAACAUCCUUUAUACUAUACGGAACAGAAGUUGAAUGCAGUAUACUAUAGAAAGGAAAGUGUUUAAUUUACUAUAUAGCACUUGUAUCAAAAUUAUUUACCAACUGUUCAGUUUGGGUUGUUAAAUUUGGCUUUGGUUACCAGCAUUAGCACUAAAGAGAUACUUGAAAGACCCACAACUCCAUCUCGGUCCCUGGGAACUACCCAAGGCUGAACUAGACCAUUCAUGCCCUUGGUGUGAUGCUUGACCCAAGACUAGUUAAAAAACACAUUUCUGUGCCAUUGCCAUGACAUGCUAUUUGCACCUUAGGAACAUUACAGAAACCCUCAUCUUUCUUACCUUUAAACUCUUUAAACAGGCUCAAGCUUUUAUUGGCCAUUAUUUGCAGUAAGUCCAAGUUGCCAUUCACCCCUGCGAACAUUCACCAGUGUUGGUGCAUAGUUACACAAUGCCUGACUAACAAAUUCACAUGUUAAUUUAACAAAUUGCCCACUGGCCUUUCCCACUUCUAUCUGCACUCCUUGAAUUUUGGUCUCUGAAGCAUCACUCCAUCACUGGCAGCUGUGCCGUUCUUUGAUAAAAAACCUAAGCUCUGGAACUACUCCCCAAAAUAUUUUCAUUUAACUGCUGCUGAGAAAUUCAUUUCAAGGUUUUAGCACUGAAGGUGCGUGCAGUGGUUUAAGCACAUUGAGCUCUGCCUCUCAAAUUCAUUCCAAUGAUAUCGAUACAAUGAAUUUCAGAGGCAGGAUACAAUUCACUGAUGUGACGAUAUGGAGCUUUUUGCACUACAGACCAGGUAUAGGGCCUGUCCCACUGUGGCGACCUAAUUCACGACUUAGGAAGAGUUUUCCCUCGACUCAUACUCGCAGCAUGGUCGACACGAGGUCCUAGGAGGUCUUUGUAAGUCUCCUUCAUGCUCGAGAGUAGUCCCCGCGUAUUCGAGGCCCCAGCUAGGUAGCAGCGUAUUUUUCAACAUGCUGAAAAAUGCCCGCGAGUAAAAAAAGGUCGCCAUGGAAAAAUCGAUAUUUUUUCACUCGUAGGUUUAGCCAAGGUAGGUUGUAAUGCUAUCGAAGGUAAUCAAAGGUAAAGCUUGUUGAGAAAAAAAAGGUAAGUAAACCGACCGGUAAUGUUAAUGCCCGCUAAACUUUAUUAAAAGUUGUCUGGCUUCUUAAAAGUGUCUCCACGCCUUCUCUCCCCUUCUCUCCCCCUCUCUCCCCUUCUCUCCUCCCCCUCUCUCCGCGCUCUUUAAACGACUUAUCGAACUGUGCCAGCCGUCUUUUACCUUCCCCGCUUUCCCUGGCCCCCGCCUUUGCGAUGUGUUUGUAUGAGUGUAUGGAGACGGUCGACCCGGCUCGCGGUUUCAUCGCUGAUGGUCGAUUCAGCUCGAGAUUUUUCAGGCGAGUGCCCUCGAGCUUUAAGGUCGAAGACAGUCGCUGAAAAGUCACGCUAGUGGGACAGGCCCUUAUGAAUUUCUGGGCGUUCGUCUCUUUGAUAAAAUGUGUAAACCAUACAAUUCUCAAGUCUCUGUUCUGAAAUCUCUUCAUAUCAUAGUCAUAGAGUGAUGCAGUGUGGAAACAGACCCUUUGGCCCACCUUGCCCACACUGACCAACAUGUCCCAGCUACACUAGUCCCACCUGCCUGCGUUUGGUCCAUAUCCUUCCAAACCUGUCCUAUCCAAGUACCUGUCUGUUUCCCAGCAACAAAUAUUUAUAUAGUCCCUAGUGUACCAAGAUACAAAAAUACUCCAUUGGCCAUUGAUCUAACAUGGCUGCAGAUAGAUAAUGUCCAGUUUUCAUUACCAAAAUGGAAAAAUGUGGUUUAAUAAUGUCGUGAAAAUACUGUUUAAAUUGUUAGAAUUAUUUUUAUCAUCCAAUACAAUACAGAAAUUUUGGAGGAGUUAUGGUAAUUAAUAUAUUUAUCUUUAUUGUAGUCUGCUACUGGAUCUCAAUAGAAUUAUGGUUUUAAAAAGAAAACUUGCUUAUAGUCACUUUAUUGACGUCUCCAAAGACCUUUCCCAAUUAGGCAGAUGCUUGAAUGUUCCUGUCCUUCCUCUCAAGUAAAACAAUAUUUAGUGAGUGAUUAAAUAGUGAUCAUUGGAAUCUACUUUGAAUGCUCAGAUUUUUUCAUCAAAUUCUCUUAGGUUCCAUUACAUUAAAUGAGAACUAUAUAUAAAACUGUAUUUUAUUAUAAAAUAUAACGAACGUGAAUGUUGAUUAAAAAAAAAGGUCCCUGAAUCAAAUUAGAGAGCCCGUAUGCACUGCAGCCAGUGAGCAGGCUGUCCCAUUCCCACACUGUUCAAGGUUUUGGACAAGGAGAUCCAUCUAAUUGACAUCCAAGUUCAAACCUUAGAGCUAUUUAUUUUUCACCCAUUUAUUUCCGAUUUAUUUGUGUACCACAUUUAAUGGUAUUUUCAAAUUAGUCAGUCAGUAUGGUUCUCAGAUGUGAGAUCAGUUAUGAAACUUAAACUAAAAUGUAUCAUUUUUUAGAAGGAUUUUUUUUUAAAUCAUCAAUUCAAUGAAACUUAGCAAAUUAUUGCCCACUGCCCUUUGCCCUUCCAAGUGCAGUUCACAAUGUAUUAUUGACAGUAAUGAUUUACUGUUUACAUGUAGUGUUUGUGGUAGCAUGUUGUCUUGUCUCAAUGUUAGUUCACUCUCAAUAAGACUUUAAGAUGGAUUACCAGUUAGAAAUGAGAUGAGAAAUAUUUGGGUAAAGAGAAGAAAUAACUUGCACUACAUUCUCCACUGGAUGUGGAGACAGGAAAUUAUAACCCUCUUAGCCAGCUGAUGACUAAUACUAGGAAGCAUGCAAAAUAGUCAGUGAACCCAUGAGUAUGCCAAUGGGUCCCAAUAUUCUGCAAAAAUUGGUCAGCAGAGAAGCUUGACAGAGGCUGCCUGGCUUUAUCGUAGCCUCAAAGGCAGUCCCUCAGGGCUUAAUGGAGGCUGCUAAGAAUAGUUAAGUGUGGGUUUUCAAUGGAGCCAAAAGUUAUUUUCAAUAAACAAUAGCUAUUUUCCUUGUAAGUCAGCAAACUGCUUCACACAGUAUAACUGCUCUCAAAAGCCCUCUGAUAUUAUAUAAAUGAGAAAAGCAACCUAAUUUGAAAUGAGGCCCUGAACUUAAAACAUUCCAGAUCCAAGUCAGGUCAGGAGAUGAUACAAAGUAAAGUUUUCCCCAAACAUUUUGUGUCUUGGUUGCAAAACCCGGUUAUGGCUCUUAUCAGAGGGUUAUGGAAACUAAAAAGUUGAAAGUAAUAAAAUGUAAUUCAGAUUUUAAAUUAGAAUUGGAUUUUAACUGUUGUAUUUGAAUUAUAACUAUGACAUGUAUGCCAUUUACUUUACUUAGAAUGUAGUUAAAAUACAUAAUUCUCUAACCAUUACUGAAUUCUAAAGCCCUAUAAAAGAUUAAUCUUGACAUUACAGGAAAUGAAAAUGGUCGGAUUUAGAGGUAAACAGACUUGUACUUGUUUACUUUAUUUAGUAAUCUUCAUUUAGUAUAAGUUAUCCAUUGCUUUUCUUCGUUAUCAACUUCCUUUGAGAUUUUCUGGGGGUUCUGUUUACCGUUAAAGCACUAUUUAUAAGCUAAAACUAAAACAGAUGCGAAUAAUUUAAUCCCUGGUUUGGACUAGAAACAUUAAACAUUUAUUGACAUUUUGUGCAUUAAUUUCCCCUUUUCAAAUGUUGCUUCUUUAAACUCCAGUUAUUCAGCAGGUCCAGCAGCAACUGUGGAGGGAAUGGACAGAUGACAUUUUGGUCCCGACCCUUCUUCACACUGAUUAGGGGGAGGGGGAGAAUGCUGGAAAAGAGAGAUGGGAGUGGUACUAAGUCUGGCAAAUAACAGGUGGAAACAGGUGAUGGGAGGGAAGGUUAGCAAAUGGGUGACAAAGGCUAAAGGUCAAAAAGAGACAAAAGAGUGUCAGAUAAUUAUAGAAGAUGAGUGAAAUGUAAAGGUAGAGGGAGGGGUAUGGGUGAACG